This is a messenger RNA of Cladophialophora immunda, 1001 nucleotides long. RefSeq lists its product as uncharacterized. The coding region runs from base 126 to 869 and encodes 247 amino acids. NCBI's taxonomy places the organism in Eukaryota, Fungi, Ascomycota, Eurotiomycetes, Chaetothyriales, Herpotrichiellaceae. The transcript is spliced from 2 exons. The record is from RefSeq and is a predicted model, not a curated record.
AUCCGUGACCCCCUCUACAUCCCAACCCCAAAAAUCUUGCAAGUCGUUGAUCUGGAAAAGUCGGAACGCUUUGCUUCUCCUCCCCGCGAAUCAAGAGUUCAUCAGCCUAAACAGACAGGCACAUCAUGGCAGCCCAGACCGAACCCGAGAUCAUCCUCUACGACCUUGCCUGCACCAAGAACGUCUGCUUUUCCCCUGUUGUUUGGCGCAUCCGCCUCAUGCUUAACUACAAGCAAGUCCCUUACAGGACCAUCUUCCUCGAGUUUCCCGACAUCGAGCCCACGCUGAAGGGGUUGGGCCUGGUUCCGGGCGAAUCCAGUUCGGCAUCCAAGAUCAAGUAUACCGUCCCGGCCAUCCACCACGUGCCGACCGGCUCGUACAUGAUGGAGUCAGGCCCGAUCUCCCAGUUCCUCGAGUCGACCUACCCAGACCCGCCAGUGCCCUUGACGUCGGAGCUGGGCCGGGAGAUCGAAGCCCAAGCGCGCCGUGUGCUCGGCGCGGUCUUCCAGGCGUCGACGAUGCCGCGCGAGGUCAACAUCCUUUCACCCCGCGCACAGGAGUACUUCCGACGCACCCGCGAGGCCAUGCUGGGCCACCGCCUCGAGGACCUGCUGGACCCCGACAGGGAGGACGAGAGCUGGGCCGCGGCGGGCGACGGCAUGCGCGCCGUCGGCCAGCUGAUGCAGACGCACCAGGCCGAGGGCCCGUUUGUGCUGGGCGCCCGGCCCAGCUACACCGACUUCUUCAUCGCCGGGUCCCUCCAGUCGGCGAGGGUGGUGGAUGAGGGUGUUUUCCGCCGGAAUAUCAAGGACCCUGGUUUCAAAGGGAUCUAUGAGGCGUGUGUCCCUUAUAUGGAGAAGAAGGAUUGAGCACCGAAUUAUGGGGUUGGAACCAGCGUUUGAUGCCUCAUUCCCUUAUAGAUCAUAAGAAGGUUUGCUCAAUAGAAGAGAUAGACCACCCUCACGCUCGGGGGAAUAGUUACAGACACACAUUGUUGAGCA